AUGUUUCAAUCUUUUCGUUUUCCGUCGCCUGUUGGAUUUAUUAAAUUGCCAUUUUCUGUUUCUAAACCAGAAAUGGUUCGACCAGAAAACUCGCCCAAAUCGUCAACCUCGGGAUUGAUUUCUAUGGUAGCGGAUUCUGUCCAGUCGGUCGUCAAGGAGGUCCUUUUAGGUUCCGAUUUCCCUUCCUCAUUAAUAAAAGUACAUAGAAAAUCGGAAAAACAAGAGUAAAAUAUUUGAUGUUUAUAUUUCGAUUUUGUUUUUCCGUUAAUAAUUGUAAAAAACUUUAAUUUUCACCGAAUAUACGUACAGUUAAUGGCGAUACAAUUUUCGUAAUAUGCCGAUGGUUUUUUUUUAAAAAUAUUUUUUUUGAAUUAUUAUUAUAGCUAUUCAAAAUACUGCGGGCUAUUUAUUAUUCAAAAUUGUCGAGGUUUUUUUAAAAUUGUUUAACUCCGUAAUAAAAGAUUACAAAAAUUCUCAAAAAUCUGUUACGAGGUUCAUUAUAUUACAGUCGUAUUUGUCGGCAAACACAAAAAUGUUACACCUAUCGUCGUGGUCGUAGGUUAUGUUUUUUCCGCUGGGUUUCCUAUAAUCUGACGACAACUUUUUACUAGCCUAUAAAUUAUACUGAGAGCACUCCACUCUGCAGCUUAUCAUUAUAAUUGAAUGGAUUCCCGACAAAAUUAUUACCUUAUUAUAAAUUACAAUAUAGGUAAUGUCUUAUCAUAUUGUUGUUGAAGAGACGACAUUUACUAAAAAAAAAAAAACUAAGCAAUUUUUUAAAGAAAAUCUUUGAAAUGUUAACGAUAAUAGGUAUUGUAUUAUUAUACUUACUAUAGAUCUAUAUGAUAGCGUAGGCACAAAUAUAAUUUAUAUUAUAUCUGCAAAUGUACGGUCAGUGGCGUUUUCAGAAAUAGUAGGACAUGUAGUAGAUAGUAAACAUCAUCUUCUGCUAUAUUCGACUAGACUACGCGAUUCUGAAAGCUAGAUUAAAAAAAAAUCUAAUUUUCAAUUAAAAAAUCAAUAUCUUUGUUAAACUUGUUUGAAAUACAUACAACAUUUCAAUAUUAAAUAACCAAGUUCCCAUAGUUAUUGUAUUUUCGAGCCAAUGUAUUUAAAAGUCCGUGCUCGCCACUGUGUAGGAAACGAUAUGACGGUCCGUGGAAGUAGAAUAAUAUUCUAUUUCUCAGUGGCGUGCCCAGGAAUUUCCGACGGAGAGUACGUAGUAAAUAAUAACCGCGAUUCGCGAAUAAAUCUUUUAGAAUCGUCUUAUGUUAUAAUUUUAAUUUGACGACGGGAAUUUAAUAUCCGGUUUCAAAAAAAAAAAAAAAGGCCAAUAUUUAUGCAAUAAAUCGAGCUUUCUUUCUAUGGCCAAAAGCUACAUAAUUUCUCGAUCAAAUUACCCAGUUGUUUUAUUUUUAAGGAACUCGGGGGCGGAAGUAAACAAACUUUUUAACAGGUCGACUAUAAUCAGUGAGCGUUAGGAUUUUUAGGAUCUUUGGUCCAGUAAAAUACGAGGAAAUCGCCGGAUGGCGAAUAAGAAAACAACAAAAAAUUAGAGGAACUUUUCCAGAGUCCAAACAUAUUAAAUAUAAUCCGGAGUGGAAAGUGACAGUGGGCUGGUGACGCCUGGCGUAGUCAGAACCCACUAUUGCACAUGGUGUAGGCAGAGAAUCCAGAAGGGAAAAUAUCUCUUGGACAAUGCCGUUUGAGGUGGGGAAAUGUGGUAAAGAGAGACGUAGAGUCGUUAAAUGGAGGCCCAGAUUGGAAAACAAAAGCAGCUGACAGAGAGACUUGGAUGAUUGGUUGUUUGACGGGGUGGUUCUAG
Molecule: messenger RNA, 1825 nt
Organism: Cinara cedri
Lineage: Eukaryota; Metazoa; Arthropoda; Insecta; Hemiptera; Aphididae
Source: the annotation of a GenBank genome assembly